Molecule: messenger RNA, 1081 nt
Organism: Saccoglossus kowalevskii
Lineage: Eukaryota; Metazoa; Hemichordata; Enteropneusta; Harrimaniidae
Product: caveolin
Biological process (GO): caveola assembly
Cellular component (GO): caveola
Molecular function (GO): molecular adaptor activity
Source: RefSeq, marked provisional
GUUGCUUUUGAAGAAGUAUUUGCCGAGCCAGAAGGGAUGCAUAGUUUUGAUGCAAUAUGGAGGUAUGCAUUCAUUACGUUUACUGGUGUCAAGUUCUGGUGUUACCGUAUUACUACAUGUAUCUGUGGCAUACCAUGCGCUGUGUGCUGGGGUAUCGAGUUUGCCUGUUUGACGUUCUGGCACGUCUGGUACGUGGUGCCAUACACUAAAGCCUGGCUCAUAUCUAUCAACUGGUUACAGCGACUAUGGCAGAUAUGGAUAUCCUGUUUUAUGGAUCCCUUAUUUGACUCGUUUAGUAGAAUAUUUUCCAAUAUCAAAGUCACUGUUAACAGGGACUGACCAACUAACAAUUCGAGAGCUGACUAUAUUUCCAAUUUGUUCAUCAUCUCAGGGCUCGCUAAUUGUGUCUUGUUUACGGUUUUAGCGUUAAAACAAAAGGCGAACUCGCUUUCAUUAUAUCAACAAUGAUAAAUCAUGCGACCAAACGCGAGACUCCAUGGAAAUCUUGAUAUUGUUAAAUUCCGAAACGACAUUCAAAAGUUAGGAAUCUAUCAUCCCGUGCCACGAGAUUUAAAAUAUAUUUGUUUACCAUUAUAACACUUGCUAAUAAAUCUAAUAAUUAUAAUGAUAAAUGUUUAAACAUAUAUUCAUUAUAUUUUUCAUAUCUCAGAGGGAUCAUAACGUUUGUCAAAUUCGGUCGAUAAUUUGAACCAUUUUCCGAAAUCCAGCAAUAAUAAACUGGUGUCGUUUUAGAGGCUGAUCAUAACGUGCCAACAUGUACGUAUUUCUGUAUUUUUAAAUGAUGAUAUUCUACUAAUUCAUUGAUAGCACUGGGGUUUUUAAGUCACGUGUCAAAGUAGCAAGAAUGAAUGCGAGUUUUAAUUUGAUUGCGUUGAGCGAUUACUAACUUCGACUUCUUAGAGUCUUUCGAUGCGUUUCAACCAUCCCAGGAAUUACACAACCUCCUCAAGUAUAAACUUAACGUCUAUGAAAUUAGUUAGUAAUGAUUUUAUGAUAAUUAUGAAAGAAACAAAUCUAACAUUAAGCAUGUUAUCAAGAAUUAAAUUACAUUUUACUAGUA